AUGGGUUUCGGCGUCCUAGGCACGAUGGAAGGCGGGAGUUGGACCCUCAGAAAGUAUGACCUUUCGAGUCUCAGCGCCAGUCAGUGGAUGUUUCUGAGGGACUAUAGGAUACCAGCCUGGCUCUUUGGGGGGCCGACGCGCGGCCACUCCGCAGACUGUCGCGAAGCGCCCCGCAAGGACGGCGCGGCCGAGACGGCGGCGGAUGCGAGAGAGCAGAAGGACAGCAAGCCUGCUUCGAAAAUAGGGGGGGCGUCGUUAGGGGCGGGCAAGGGCGCCGCGGCAGCGCCAGAGGCGCCGCGCCGAAGCAGCGUGGCCAAACUGAUUCCGGGAGAGGCGGGUGCCCCCGCGCUGCCGCCGCCGCCCGUGUCGAGCGAGCCGCCCGUUCUGAAGAUGGUAGAAGGGCCCCCUCGCGCCCUACUGCCGCGUGACCGCCCCGCCGCGACGAAGGAGGCCCGCGACCGCGCGCGGGGAGCGACGCAGGUGCUAGGGGCGACUGCCGAAGUGAAGGAUGCGAAGCCCAUUGGUGCGUCGAGGUGCUUCAGGGUGAAGGCCACUUGCAGAGGGGCGGCGGACUACGCGUACGACAAGUUUCCGGAAGCGGGCCUAGACGCCCACGCCGAGCUGCGCGUGCACGUCCAUGAACACAGCCACAGUGCGGAUGCAGACGCGAACUCUGGCAAUAUAUGGGGCCCAGACGUCGAG
Molecule: messenger RNA, 702 nt
Organism: Prorocentrum cordatum
Lineage: Eukaryota; Dinophyceae; Prorocentrales; Prorocentraceae
Source: the annotation of a GenBank genome assembly